Pseudozyma flocculosa PF-1 is the source of this 537-nucleotide messenger RNA. RefSeq lists its product as uncharacterized. Lineage: Eukaryota; Fungi; Basidiomycota; Ustilaginomycetes; Ustilaginales; Ustilaginaceae. The coding region runs from base 1 to 537 and encodes 178 amino acids. The record is from RefSeq and is a predicted model, not a curated record. The transcript is spliced from 2 exons.
AUGCCCAUCAAGAUCUGUGGCCCGCUGAUCCAGUUCGGCGCCACCGCCGAGGUCUACCUGGUCAUGCUCUGCCUCCUCGUCUACGCCACGUACAAGUACGUGCUGCUCGUGCACGACAUCCUCCAGUCGUACCCGCUCCUUCCCGACCAAGCUCCUGCGCCCACGACCACGUUGCCAGCCGCGGGUCCGGGCGGCGACGCGCACCCACCCUCGUCGCCGGGCACGGUGAGGGCCAUUGACGACGCCGAACUUGUCGAUCUCAGCGCCGCGAGCGCCGACGACGAGGCCGACGGUGAUAGCGCUUGCCCCAGCUGCGGUCUGGCAGUCUGCGGAACGGAGGCCGAGGACCGCGUCGUGGCCCUCGAGGACGACCACAGGAUGCCGAGCCGCGUCAAACGCCCUCGUCACCCGACCACCUCGCCCGCCUCGCCCAGCGCCCGCUUCGCCCAGCCCGCCGAAGAAGGGGCCAAGAGAGUGGCGCAGCUGUCGGACGAGACCAUCUCGGGCACCGACUCGGCCUGCAUUGUCGAGGACUAG